Molecule: messenger RNA, 4037 nt
Organism: Nematostella vectensis (starlet sea anemone)
Lineage: Eukaryota; Metazoa; Cnidaria; Anthozoa; Actiniaria; Edwardsiidae
Product: transient receptor potential cation channel subfamily A member 1
Exons: 30
Coding region: 82-3456 (1124 amino acids)
Biological process (GO): monoatomic ion transport; transmembrane transport
Cellular component (GO): membrane
Molecular function (GO): monoatomic ion channel activity; protein binding
Source: RefSeq, a predicted model, not a curated record
UCAACCACGACAUGGAUCUCAGAAGUGAUAAACUUCAGGCAUUGUAGUCUAAGACUGAGCUGUUGAAAGUGUCACGUUAUCAUGAGCACGUCAUCUAUGGAACUACUGGAAGUACCUAACGGUACGGCUGUGAGGCAUGGGGACGAGGAUGUCGCAAAGGAUCACGGAAUUGCUGAGGACAACCAGGCGUUCAUUAUGGAAAUCCAGUCUAAACAGGUUCAAGAGCGCAUGCGCAAAUUGUCCAGCAUUGUUAUGGCAUAUGAAAACGAGAUACCAUCGGCAAAACCCGACGAAGACAACAGUAAAACUACAUACGGGGAACAUGAAGUUGACAAAGCCCAGAGGCUCAAUGAUGCUGUUCUGAAUGGCGACUACGUACUUGCCAAUAAGCUUGUUCAAGACAAGCAAUACCUGAAUAACCCGGACAGGUAUGGCCGGUCACCUCUUCAGAACGCAGUCGUCAAGAGCGACAUUAGGAUGGUAAAGUUGCUGUUGGAUGCCAGACCUGACAUAACGCAUAAAGAUGACCGGGGUGAUACCAUCAUGCAGUUCGCGGCGCGAACUGGAAACGAGGCCAUACUCAAGAUGCUGCUUCACAAUGCCGAGUGCGAUGUGAAUGAGCCAGGAAGCAGUGGACUUACAGCGUUACACAUCGCCGCUAUGCUAAACAAGCCCAGUCUCUGUAGAAUUUUGCUCGAGCGCAACGCCAAGUUUGACAGUAAAGACGAGGACUUUAAGACUCCUCUUGGUAAAGCCAUGGAGAACGGCGCUGCAGCGGCCGCUAAUUAUCUAAUCGAGUACUUGAAAACAAGAAAAAUAAGCCUCGAAACAUUUUUAUACAACGCUGACAAGGACGGCAGUACUCUUUUGCAUCUAGCCGUGGAUAGCGGUUUCACUAAGGUGGUUCAACUAUGCCUGGACAACGGGGCAAGAAUCCGCCAGCCUAAGCGCGGUGACCGAAUGACCGCAUUCCACCUUGCGUGCGAGCAAGGGUCAACAGGCAUCGUACAGCUGCUCAUCCAGCACGACCCAGGAGUGGCUAAAAUCCUCUUGAUUGACAGCCGAAGCUUCGCCCCUCUACACAUGGCCGCCCAGAGCAACAACGUGGAAAUCGUGAAAAUGCUAGUGGGAAAGCAAGCAUCCGUGAACACGCGUAACCAAGACAACAGAACGCCACUGAUGCUAGCGGCCAUGUGUGGGGCGGCCGAGACGGUGGAGUACUUGAUGAAUAGCGACGCAGACACGACAGUCAUCGAUGUAGACGGCAAGACUGCGCUCUCUACCGCCGUGGGGCACCCUACCACCAUGGAAGUACUACUUAAGGACCCUGCGCUGGUCCCAUUUCUUACCGAGAAAGAUUCGUCCGGAUAUGCACCGCCACACUACGCCGCACUUAAAGGCGACAUUAAGAGUAUUCGUUUGUUUUUAUCACAUAACAAGUCAUCGGCCACUGUGCUGUCCGACACACAAGACACGCCCCUCCAUGUCGCCGCCAGAUACGGUUACCAUGACAUCGUGCGUGCGUUGCUUGAGAAACAAGGCUCCAAGAUCAUCAACUUGAAAAACAGCCAAUCACGAACAGCUCUGCAUUACGCAUGCGGUGGUGGAUUCCACAAGGUGACCGCUGUCCUGCUCGAUUACGGGGCCACAAUCGAAAAGGAUCAAGCGAAUAGGACGCCACUUCACGAAGCUGCACGAAAAGGCUCCAGGAAAAACGUAGAGUUGAUCGUCAAAAGGCACAAGCAGUGUCUGAAUACCAUGGACGAAAAUAAGAACACAGCAUUACACGUGGCUACGAUACAUGGCCACGCCCCUUUGGUCUCGUACUUGCUGUCAAUCAGCCGACAAGAGAUCCUUAUGAACUCCUCCAACCAGAACAUUCUAGAUCAAGCCGUUGCCGAGGAUGAGACGGAAGUGGCGUUGGCGAUAGCUAGCCAUUUAAGGUGGCGAGAGAUCUUGAUGUCAUGCAAUGCGGGCGUUUUCAAUAUGAUGACCAAACUGGUUGAGAAGAUGCCUUCGGUUGCCGAGAGAAUUCUAGAUCAGUGCAUCGAGUACGAGGGCGAAGAAACAAACAAGGAUUUUAAGAUAAAGUACGACCUUAGCGUUCUCCUUUGCAAAGGAAAUCCAAAAAAUCCGAACCAGAAGAGUUCACUAGAGAUUCUCAAGACGAUCGCCUUCCAUCGGCGCGAGAGAUGUCUCACCCACCCUGUGUCUUUCACCGUGCUCAGCACCAAGUGGAAUGGAUUCGGGUGGGUGGCGUUUAUGGUAAGCAUCCUAGUGACAAUGCUUUAUCUUGUACCACUCUCCUACCUACACGUGCAGCUAGAAGACAAUGACCAGCGGUAUUGCCCUGAUCGGCUCAACGGUACUGAUGCUCAAGGAAAACCUAUCAAACUCCAAAAUGUGAAAACGUGCAUCAAAAAUAACCAGAAUAUGCAAAUCCUCCAGUACUUCAUGAUAGUGCUAGUCUCUUUACUUCUUCUGAAGGAACUCCAUCAGCUCGUUACCAAGUGGCGAAUCUACUUCACGUCUGCCACGAAUAUGAUCGAGGUCACAGCCUUCGUUUGUGCUUUGGUUUCCGUUGCUCCGACAUGUGAAUGCAAGUGGGGGACCCAGCGUGUGGCUGCCACCAUCGCUUUGUUCUUUGGCUGGAUCAGCUUGAUCUUGUACAUACAGAGGCUUCCAUCAUACGGGAAAUACGUCAUCAUGUUGUACAGAAUGUUCGUCACGCUGAUCAAGGUUUUGUUGCUAUUUAUUCUAUUCGCCUUUGCGUUUGGCAUCACCUUCCACCUUAUACUGGAUGUGGAGCCAUUCACGUCGCUUGGUAACGCGAUGAUGCUGAUGUUCAUCAUGAUGCUCGGUGAGAUAAACUACGUGGACACCUUCAUGCCGUGGACCAAGCUAGGACACCCCUACCUCGCAAACAUCCUCAUCGUACUGUUCUGUCUCACGAUGCCAAUCAUACUCAUGAACAUGCUGGUUGGUUUGUCUGUGGGUGAUAUCGACAAAAUCGAGCAGAGCGCGUUGAUUGACAGAUACGUCAUGCAGGUUGAGUUACUGAGUCUUAUUGAAGAAUCACUUCCUUGGUGGCUGUUAAAGAGAGUUCAGCGCUUCACCCACUCCGAGUAUCCCAACAGACCCCACUCCACCAUAAAAGGGGUGUUCAAUGCCGUUUUGGGGUUUGGGGAAGCUGAAGGCGAGCAGGAAAACAACGAUGACAACCCCUCCCCUAUGAUGAUGGCACUGCAGGAAAAACUAGACGAGCAGGCAACGGAAAUCGAGGACAUACACACAAUUAUCAAGAACAUCCACCAGAUGAUGAAAGAACGGGAAGAAAAGGAAGACAAAGAAACAAAAUCUUCCGAUAAGAAGCCGAACAUUCGGAUCGGAAAGCCAUUCGGAAGGCCGUCGUCAUUCGGCUCCAAGACCGAUGAUAAAUCGGAGUCACAAUCAUAAUAAUACAGCACAUUACCAUCCCAAGCACACUGUAUGAUGACAGGGAGGGGGGGAGGGGUCCGUGGGCGAGAGAAAAAUCGGAGCGAGCGGCCGGGGAGACUGGGGAGAAGGAAGCUCGCUCCCCUUUAGCGCAGCUACGCAGGCUAACUGUAUAAGGGAGCUCAUACAGCUCAUAUAUAUGGGACAUCGUUGUGGUGUUACUGGUAUAUCAUUCAUAUUACUCAUAUAUUUUAUUACUAAUUUUUCGCUGUUGUUUCUGUACAAGAAAUUAUAGGUAAAACAACGUUUCUAUCGCAUAACUUUUUAUGUUGAUCUAUGUACAAAAUUUACAUCAAGGAACUACUAUGCAUGACAAUCUCGUGUUACAAGCCUUAACGCAAAUAUAAAAAUAGUCACUGAUAGUCUUAGCUUCGAUUGCAGGGUUGUGUGCAUGUGUUGGCUGGACAUCACUUGAAAAAAUAAAAAAGUCCCGCUGUACUACUAACCGAACGUGGGGUGAGAUUCAACUCCUAUCAGUGUAUAUUCAUGGCUAUUGUAAAAUGUUGCAAAAUUUAAAAUAAAAAGUCCCUCUAUACUACCAA